Molecule: messenger RNA, 462 nt
Organism: Ectocarpus siliculosus
Lineage: Eukaryota; Phaeophyceae; Ectocarpales; Ectocarpaceae
Source: the annotation of a GenBank genome assembly
AUGGAGCGCAGCCACAACUUGCUGGAGGGGGGCGCGAAUAUCCCGGUGACAAGCGAGACAAGGAGAGUUACGCGGAACUUGACGCGCAGCUUCUCCUGGUCGGGGCGGGCUCGCGGCAGAUGGACCACUUCAAGGAAGGCUUCCUUAGGGGCUGAGGAGCUCGAAGUUCUCGUCACGGGAACGUCCGAGCUCGACUUCGACAAGCUCGCCAAGACCACCGAGUAUGACGGGGGCUACGGGAAGGACCACUGCACCAUACUGGCUUUCUGGCGUGCCGUGGGGCGGAUGCCCGCCGAGGAGCAACGGCACCUCCUCAUGUUUGUCACGGGCUCAAAGGAGGAUGCACUCGGUGGGCUAGGUGAGCUGACGUUCAAGAUCCAGCGGGCGGGAUCGGACUCGGACCAGCGUCCCACGGCCCGCACGUGCUUCAACAACCAGAGUACUCGGGAGAGAAAACAUUGA